Trypanosoma brucei brucei TREU927 is the source of this 678-nucleotide messenger RNA. RefSeq lists its product as hypothetical. The record is from RefSeq and is a predicted model, not a curated record. Lineage: Eukaryota; Euglenozoa; Kinetoplastea; Trypanosomatida; Trypanosomatidae. Bases 1 to 678 code for a protein of 225 amino acids. The transcript has a single exon.
AUGUUCGUAAGGUUGCCGACCCCAGGAAAAACUUGUGUUUCGCGACUUCUCAUCUCGCGCCGUUUCACUUCGGCAAAACAACAUGUAACGCGCAGAAACAUUUCCUCACACAACGGCGGUGCAACCACUGGCCAAAAGUCUGUCGGAGGGAAGAACUUCGCCAAGCGACCUGAGGAUAUUGCGCCGCAUUCAUCAAAAGGGUCGGCAGCAGGUCCAACCAUGCGGAGGAGUCGUUUUUAUCGGAUUGCUCUCGAUCAUGGGUUUGGUUUCGCCGUCUAUUUUUAUAUUCUAGGUGAGUCCAUGACUCUAUCCGUACUGUACGCUUUACAUUCUAAUGCCUUAGGAACGGGUGACACAUUCGCUUGGAUGAACGCUGUGGGUGCAGAACGUUUCGUAAACCUGGAUAGAUGGGCGCAUGCCGGUCCCACUGUUGUGGGAGUAACCCUCUCAUUCCGGCUUCUUCUUAACUAUCUUGCUGCCAAUGCAAUUAUGUACCCGAUGUAUGGGAUGCAAAUGCGCUUUUGCGUUGCCACCUUCGGUGUACUUGGUAAAGGAUUCAACCCUUUACGGCGGCUUCGGGCCCUUGGCAGAAAUGUUACUUCAUCGGGUGCUAAACGAACGGUUCCGCGCGCCCCUUCAGCCACAGCACCUAAAAAUAAGGUGAACAGGCUGCCAUAA